Corapipo altera (White-ruffed manakin) is the source of this 3740-nucleotide messenger RNA. RefSeq names its product BAI1 associated protein 2 (gene BAIAP2). Gene Ontology annotation, biological process: plasma membrane organization; actin filament bundle assembly; positive regulation of actin filament polymerization. Gene Ontology annotation, cellular component: nucleoplasm; cytosol. NCBI's taxonomy places the organism in Eukaryota, Metazoa, Chordata, Aves, Passeriformes, Pipridae. The record is from RefSeq and is a predicted model, not a curated record. The coding region runs from base 38 to 1723 and encodes 561 amino acids. Gene Ontology annotation, molecular function: cytoskeletal adaptor activity; protein binding. The transcript is spliced from 16 exons.
GCCCGUCCCGCAGCGCCCCGCACCCCGCCCGCCGCCCAUGGUGCUGCCCGGCCCGCCCGGCAUGGCCCGCUCCGAGGAGGUGCAUCGCCUCACCGAGAAUGUCUACAAGACGAUCAUGGAGCAGUUCAAUCCCAGCCUCAGGAAUUUCAUUUCUAUGGGGAAGACCUAUGAAAAAGCCUUAGCAAGUAUGACAUACGCAGCAAAAGGGUACUUUGAUGCUCUGGUGAAGAUGGGAGAGUUGGCCAGUGAAAGCCAAGGGUCCAAAGAAUUGGGGGACGUGCUCUUCCAGAUGGCAGAAGUCCACAGGCAGAUCCAGAACCAGCUGGAGGAGAUGCUCAAGUCCUUCCACAACGAGCUCCUGACGCAGCUGGAGCAGAAGGUGGAGCUGGACUCCCGGUACCUGAGUGCUGCACUGAAAAAAUACCAGACGGAGCAGAGGAGCAAGGGGGACUCACUUGACAAGUGCCAGGCAGAGCUGAAGAAACUUCGGAAGAAGAGCCAAGGCAGCAAGAACCCCCAGAAGUACUCGGACAAGGAGCUGCAGUACAUCGAAGCCAUCAGCAACAAGCAAGGGGAGCUGGAAAACUACGUCUCUGAUGGCUACAAGACAGCUCUGACGGAAGAGAGGAGACGGUUCUGCUUCCUGGUGGAGAAGCAGUGCGCGGUAGCCAAGAGUGCCAUCACCUACCACGCCAAGGGGAAGGAGAUGCUGACACACAAGCUGCCGCUGUGGCAGCAAUCCUGCUCAGAUCCCAACAAGAUCCCGGACCGCGCCAUACAGCUGAUGCAGCAGAUGGCUGCCAGCAGCAAUGGCACCAUUAUGCCCAGCCCUCUGUCCACAUCCAAGUCCAACCUCAUCAUCUCUGACCCCAUCCCUGGUGCCAAACCUCUCCCUGUCCCCCCGGAACUGGCACCUUUUGUAGGACGCAUGUCGGCGCAGGAGGCCAUGCCGGUGAUGAACGGAGUCUCAGGCCCAGACAGCGACGGGUACAACCACUGGUCUGAGAUGAAGCCAGCACAGCCCAAAUCUUUAUCUCCUCCCCAGCCUCAGAAGCAGCUGAGUGACUCUUACUCCAACACACUCCCAGUUCGCAAAAACGUGCCACCGAAAAACAGCUACGCCUCAGCUGAAAACAAGACACUGCCACGCUCCAGCUCCAUGGCUGCCGGGCUCGAGAGGAACGGCAGGACGAGGGUUCAGGCCAUUUUCUCUCACGCUGCCGGGGACAACAGCACCCUCCUGAGCUUCAAGGAGGGUGACCUCAUCACACUGCUGGUCCCAGAGGCCCGGGACGGCUGGCACUACGGAGAGAGCGAGAAAACCAAAAUGAGGGGCUGGUUUCCUUUCUCCUACACACGGGUCCUCGACAACGAUGGCAGCGAGCGGGUCCACACCAGCCUGCAGCAAGGGAAGAGCAGCAGCACCGGCAACCUCCUGGACAAGGACGACAUCGCCAUCCCGCCCCCCGACUAUGGCAUGGCCUCCCAGGCCUUCCCGGCGCAGGGCAGCAGCACCUUCAAGCAGCGGCCGUACAGCGUGGCCGUGCCCGCCUUCUCCCAGGACUACCUAAUGCCCUAUGGGUGUGCAAUUAAAGACUAUUCCAGUGGCCUCUGCCAAGCACCCUCCGCUCACUACAAGCCUUACACUAGGUCGACAGCUGGUCUCGAUGACUAUGGGACGAGGUCCGUCAGCAGCCCCGAUGUUGAAGUGGCCAGGUUUUGAGGUGCCCCUGCCCGUAGUUAAAACCCCUUUGCCAACGUCCAGCUGAAGCCAACGGUGACGAACGACCGCUCGGCUCCGCUCAUCAGCUGAUCGGGGAGCGCUGGCGCCCGCGGCACUCGCCACCUCCUCGUCCUCCUCAUCCUCACCACUGCAUGUCCGGCUUCCCAGGACUUCAUUUUUAGGCGGAAUUUAUUUAAUCCUGCUGCUUCGAAAGCCAAAGGCUCAAGCUAGUGCCCUAGUUCUCUCUUCUCUAGACCCAGCUUGUCCCCCUUGGUGGCAGAGGGUCACACCACGGUGGUGUCACCUGUCCUCUGCCCACACCAAGGAGUGUGGUGGCAGCACAUCCCGGAGCUGGAGCAGCACGUCCUGGGGCUGGGAUGGUUCCCAGGCUGAGCAGCAGUUUGCCAUGGGUGGGAAAAUGGGCUCAGCUGGAGAAGGGGCUCCAGGGGCUCACAGUGCUCCGGUGGGGUGGCAGUGGCAGAGGGGACACAGUCCCCCUGCUCUCCCCUGCCCAGACAGGAGGGACCCCUAGGAAAGGUGGGAUAGCCCGGAUACCCUGUGCAAGCCAAGGGAAGGUGGAAACUGUAGGCAGCUCCCAGGCUCCACCAGACCCUGGAUGCCCACCCCAUCCUCCAGGCUGGCACACCAGCAGCAGGGUGCUGGCACUGCAGCCCCUGCUGGGACAGGGCCAGCUCUGGUCCCAGAGCUCCUGCAGUGCCAGGGCUCGGGAUAUUGUAGGGAAUUACGGUACUGCUGUAAAAUAUAAGCUAGAAAAAAACACUUGUGGAGGCGAGGGCGGUGUGGAAGCCUUGGGGUGCCUGGGGCAGUUGGGGGAGCCCUGCUCCCCGCAGACAGGAGCUCCCUCCAGACCUCUUGCUUGGCUGUUUGCUCUUCCUCUAUUCCUAGGGCUGCAUGAGAGAGAGAGAUAGAUAGAGAUAAAUAUAUAUAAAUAUAUAUAUACACACACUUGCUAAGCUUAUUGCUGGGAGUGCCCACGAGUGAGGUGGCUCCCGGGCCCUUCUGCAGUUUCAGGGAGCCAACACAGGAGUCUCGUCCUUGCUCCAAAAACAGGGAGAAGGGGGUUUCCAGGCAGGAAUUGUGUCUCCCGUGGGUGAGUGGUUGAUGCCGAACAGAGUUUUUGCUUUUUCUGUUGUAUUUCUCAUUUUGCACUUCCCAAUCACUAGUGCAGCAUGUCCUGGUCACCACAGUCUGGGCAGUGGGCGCUUGGCCGGGCACAGAGUGGUGCCAGCGCGGGGCUCAGUCCCAGUGGGAUGUGGUGGUUCAUCUCUCCCAUGUUCCAUACGAUGGAUUUUCCAGCUCCGCUGCAGGAAAAGAGCUUCUCCUGCGACCGUCCAGGCUCCAGCUGUACACGAGGGUUCCCUGCUCCGUGAUGUGCCUCCUCUUCCUCUCCUGUGCCUCCUCUUCUCCCAGGGCUGGAGCAGAUGGGUGGGGGACCACACGGGGCAGGGGUGAGGGGAAGGGCUCCACUGGUGCAGGUGCAGUGGGUGGGAGAGGGCUGGUGGUCACAGCCCAGGGUGGGGACAGGCCUGGGGUCCCCUCGGCCACAGCGUUGUCCUCUUCCACCCCUGUGCCAGGGGCUGCCCCCCCGGGACCCCUGAGUAGCCACCCUGGCUCCAACCAGCCCCCGGGGGCUUCGCUGCACCUCCUGGCUCGGUGGCACCUGCAAGACGUAACCUGAAAUAAUUUUUUAUGAGAAAAAGUAAUUUAUGAGCAAUUAAAUCCCUCACUACCUUCCCUCCUGCAGCGUUUUCCCUGGCCAGAGGCACGGCCUGGCCCCGGGUCCAUCCCGAGCUGGCUCCAUCCUGCGUGCCGGGCAAUGAUCGGGGCAGGAAACGGCUUAAGAUAUUUUAAAAACUUUAUUAUUGGCCCGAUGAGAUUUGACACACAUGCUGGGAGCUGUAUGGAAAUCAGCACUGAUAAAAAAUACAGCAAUUAUGACCCGUAUUGAGAAAAUAGACCAUGUAAGAAGAGCCUUUCUAUUAAAAAAGUUACCCAA